AUGUGCUUCGACAUGAUGGACCGCCAGAUCUGGUCCAUGGAGGAGUCGCACGCGCGCCGUCCUGUGCGGAGGCCAGGCGCACUGGCUGAAUUCCUCCCAAAAGAUUUGGUCGACUCUCUCAAGCGUGGCGGCGGCGCAACUCUAAGAGAGAUUAUUCAGCGUGCGCUAUGUGACCUUGCAUGCUUCGACCUUCUCGCCACCACGGCAGACGGCGCGCGCCUGUCGCUCCUCGUGUACCGUGGCGGCCGGCUAGAGGUCUGGACACAGCAAGAAGUCGACGGUGAUGGCCACCGCAAAUUUGGCGGCGAGACGAAGUGGCUUUACACAAGGGAGAUCGACCACAAGCUGACCGAGCUGCUCCAGCAGCUUGAUCGGCCGUCGUGCUUUUGGUCGGGAGAGAAGGGCGACACGGCGCUCGUUCACUGCGAGGAGCGCAUCUAUGUUGCUUAUCUCGACACCGCGGAAUUGCAAGAUGUGACGGAGCACUUUCAUGACCUUCCUCGUGGCAUGAUUCUUCCAAUGGAGAUAGAGUGGCCCACCUUCUUCGUGCUGCGCCUUGGUAGCCUUUCAGUAGGCUCUCACUAUCCAAGAAUCCUCUGCUUCUCCACCUUCCCUUCCCCUUUGGCCGUCCGUCCACGGAAUCUUUCUCCGGCCAUGGCCGCGCCGCGCGGCGCCCUGCAGAGCCCACUCCUCCCCGGCGUCGCCCUCUCGCCGGAUGAUCCGCCGCGCCGCCGGGUCCGCCGCCCGUGCGCUGCUCUGGCCAUCGCCGUGGCUCUGCUCGCCCUGGCCGGCGUCCUGCUGCUGCUCUCGAGCCCCGGCGCCGGGCCUGCAGCUGAUCGAAGCCGGAGCGGGGUGUCCGCCGGGGGCGCGCGGCUGGGCACGCACGAGGUGGAGUCCGGCGCGGGCGCGGUAGCGGCGGACGACGGGCGGUGCUCGGAGGUGGGCGCGGCCGCGCUGCGGGCGGGCGGGCACGCGGUGGACGCGGCCGUGGCGGCGGCGUUCUGCCUCGGCGUGGUCCACCCCAUGUCCAGCGGGAUCGGCGGCGGCGCCUUCAUCGUCGUCAGGAACGCGAGCUCCGGCGAGGCCGUCGCGUUCGACGCACGGGAGACCGCGCCGGCCGCAGCCACGCCGAACAUGUACGAUGUGGACCCGACGUCCAAGUCGAAGGGUGCGCUGGCCAUGGGCGUGCCGGGGGAGCUCGCCGGCCUGCACGCCAUGUGGUCACGCUACGGCCGUCUCCCAUGGAAAUCCCUCUUAGCUCCGGCCAUCACGCUCGCCCGUGAUGGCUACACCAUCGUCCCAUAUGUCGCGAACGCCCUCAAGGAAAUAGAGCAAGACGUGCUAGCCGAUCCGGGCCUACGCGGCAUCUUUGCUCCAGACGGAAAGCUCUUAACCGCUGGUGAGCUCUGUCACAACCCAGCCUUGGCUGAGACGCUUGAGGCCGUGGCGGAGCGCGGUGUCGAGGAGUUAUAUGGUGGAGUUGUCGGGAUGAGACUCGCGAAGGACGUGAUGCAGUUGGGCGGAGUGGUGACUUCAGAGGACCUGAUGGGGUACAGGGUGGCGGUGGGCGAUGCCAUGGAGGCCGACGCCAUGGGGUUCACCUUCCUCGGCAUGCCACCACCAUCCAGCGGCACCAUCGGCAUGGCAUUGGUGUUGAACAUCUUGGGCGGGUACCAGUCGACGGAGUUCUUGAAUGGGUUUCUAGGCGUGCACCGGCUGAUCGAGGCUGUUAAGCAUAUGCUGGCCGCUCGGAUGGACCUCGGCGACCCCGGAUUUGUCAACGUCGCCGGCUACGUCUCGGAGAUGCUGUCGCCGGCGUUCGCCGACAAGAUUCGCCAAAGGAUUGCCGACAACACCACCUUCCCAUCAGACUACUAUCUCCCAAAAUGGCGCCAGCUGAGUGACAACGGGACGAGCCACCUGUGCGUGGUGGACGGCGAUAGGAAUGCGGUGUCGAUGACGACGACGGUGAAUUACUUCUUUGGGGCGCACGUGCUGUCGCCGUCCACCGGCAUCGUGCUUAACAACGAGAUGGAUGACUUCUCGGUGCCUGGACAGAUCCCGGACCAGCUCCCACCGGCGCCGGCCAACUUCAUCGCCCCAGGGAAACGACCCCUCUCCUCCAUGACGCCGACAAUCAUCCUCAAGGACGGGCAGCUCGCCGGCGUGUUGGGCGCCAGUGGCGGUACCAAUAUCAUCACUGGGGUGACGCAAGUUUUCCUGAAUCACUUUGUGGAGGGGAUGAGCCCGCUCGCGGCCGUGCAGAGCGCCAGGGUGUACCACAAGCUAGUGCCCAACGUGGUGAAGUACGAAGACGAGAAGGUGGUCGACGGCGAGGUCAUCAAGCUCAGCCUCGAGGCCAGGGAGUUUUUGAGAAGCAUGGGCCAUGUGCUGGAAGGCACGUCGUCGGGGGCCGUGUGCCAGAUGAUUGUGCAGGAUUUGCUGGAGCCGGUCUCCAGUGGCGGCGGCGGCGAGAACGUGUUCCGCGGGAUGCUGACGGCGGUGAGCGACCCGAGGAAAGACGGCAGCCCUGCCGGGGUGUGAUCUAGGUAUAUUGUUCUUACAUGUGAAAUGUAAAUAUACAUUCAAACCGAUUGCUUUGAAGAACACGAAUUCCCCGUCAGCUAGAUAAAUCUUGUUGUCCGCGGAAA
This is a messenger RNA of Lolium rigidum, 2651 nucleotides long. RefSeq names its product glutathione hydrolase 3-like. Gene Ontology annotation, cellular component: plasma membrane. The record is from RefSeq and is a predicted model, not a curated record. The transcript is spliced from 6 exons. Gene Ontology annotation, biological process: glutathione catabolic process. The coding region runs from base 1 to 2544 and encodes 847 amino acids. Gene Ontology annotation, molecular function: glutathione gamma-glutamate hydrolase. NCBI's taxonomy places the organism in Eukaryota, Viridiplantae, Streptophyta, Magnoliopsida, Poales, Poaceae.